Molecule: messenger RNA, 3615 nt
Organism: Colletotrichum spaethianum
Lineage: Eukaryota; Fungi; Ascomycota; Sordariomycetes; Glomerellales; Glomerellaceae
Product: ubiquitin carboxyl-terminal hydrolase 2
Exons: 6
Coding region: 1-3615 (1204 amino acids)
Biological process (GO): protein deubiquitination; proteasome-mediated ubiquitin-dependent protein catabolic process; regulation of proteasomal protein catabolic process
Molecular function (GO): cysteine-type deubiquitinase activity; proteasome binding
Source: RefSeq, a predicted model, not a curated record
AUGGCCAUCUCAGACCAGUACUCAAUCAUGUCACCAAGCGACUCACCAACUACUCAACACUGGGAAGGAAGGCCUGCGCCCGUCAAGGAAAACAUGCGGGGAAAGACCGGUCGUCUAGCACCAAGAUGGGUACAGGACUUACUCAAUUCUGAUCUUGAUUCCGGCUCGUUCGCAAGGAUCGAGUGGGAUCGCGAAGCACGCUGCAGCAACACUGGCGUCCCCAUCGUCUUGUCCUUGUGGGCAACCAGAGCACAGCAGAAGGUCGCAAUCCUGGCGUUCUCUCAUUUUUACCUCCAUCAUCUGGUCAACGUCAAAGAACCGAUCCGGCCCGCUACGUCCGUAUCGGAUUAUCAUCCUAUGAUCAGAGAGGCACUACUUGCGGUCGAACAUUUUGCCUGCUCUGCACCCCGCUGCACGUUCCAAGUAUCUGUUGAGAUCUCACGACCUCGACUGAAGCGUGAAUGGGUGCGUCUACUUCUCGAUAAGCAGCGCAUUCUCGACAACCUGGCCCGAGCCAGAAAGCUCUCGCCGGAGCGUUUUGCGGACGCCAGGGACGAUUGGUCCACCAGCGCCCCGUCCACCUUGAACACGUACCUCAGAGAUUUGCUGGAUAAGCCUAACCCACGCAACAUUUCCCGACGUAACAAGCGUUUUCAGGUUGUGUUCGGCGAUGAAUGCUACGCCAUCUUCAGAGCGAUUCAGUUUACGGAGGAGAAUCUCGAUAAGGACGGCGUCUUCGAACCGUACUUCAUUCCUCCGAUGCUGGAGCCUGGCACCCCGGGCAUACCGACAAAGCUUAGCACGCUGCGCGCCUUCAUCGAGGAUCUCCAAGCUGAGGCGGAGAGUCUCAUCAUCCGAAGUGGGAAGCCUGGCGAGAAUCGGCCUUAUGUCGGCAACAGACUGUUCAAAGAGCUGCAGUGCUUCGAGUAUCCGCAGAACAAUGUUCCACAAUCAGCGAUUGAGGCGCAUCGAGUUCUUGGCGUUCUCCCCGAUUUCGACAAGGCCCUGGUCUUCUUCGCCUACAACCGACAGUCAGCCCUUUGCGAGAAGCGUCGUCAAACCUACGUUGAAGCACUUCGCGAAAUUGCACUUCUUACUGCGGAUGAAGACUUUCAGACCCGUGCGAUACAAGAGCUUACCAUCGUGGAGGGAAUGGACCCUUCGAGCACACAUGGCGCUGGGGACGAGUUGGAAACCCAAGCCUAUUCCUUCUUCAGUCUUAAGUACACUGCCAGCGACGAUAACGUCAUCUCAGCUUACAACACCAAGCUUGAGCACUCUCCUGCUCAAGCGGAUUUUGCACGAGAGAUGCUUCAGAUCAUUGGGCGCCAUAGGGGCAGUGACAGAAUCCUCACGCAUGCGAACGGUCCUAUGGACGUCGCCUCAGCUUAUCGCAUUCUUGAAGCGGACCCACAGUGGCCUGACAAUACCAUCGUCAUGCUGUGUAGUGUUAAGCUUAAUAAGGACCCGAAAAGCAAAGCCACCGCGGAAGUCGCUAUCAAAGCUAUGGAAGCGAUCGCCUCCGAUAGGAACAGCGACGAAAUACGCCAAGCAGUCAAAGCCCUUGAACAAGAGUCGGGCCGCCCGUCUCAGCAAGAGAAAAUCGAAUCAUUGCCCUUAACUAACACGAGCAAUCUCCCCGUCGGUCUGGAAAAUAUCGGUAACACCUGUUACUUGAAUAGCAUUCUUCAAUACCUGAACACUGUCGUUCCCAUCAAAGACUUGCUUGCUCACUACCCUAUGCAUGAGCUUGGCCUGGAUGACUCGGAUAUUCAGCGUCGACUCAUUGGCGGAAACAAGCUAAAAAUCGACCGCGCUGAGGCAGUUGUUGCUCGUGUUUUCGUUGAAGAGCUUGAGCGACUUUUGAACGACCUCGGCGGCUCGCAGGCGCCCGCUAUCCGUCCCUCUCAACGUCUCGCCAAUGCUGUCCUGCUACCUACCUCGAAUCUCACUGAAGAGCCCAUCCCACAACAAAAGACCAAGGAUGCUGCGGAGCUGAGGACACUAGAGGUUAUGGGCGCUCAAUUCCCUGCCCCUCCGCCUUUACCUGCGAGGCCUCCCCCGGGGCCUCCUGCGCAAAAGACGGAGCAAAUAGAGGAUGUUGACAUGGUCAAUGUCACCGUUGAUCCGGUCUCGGAAUCCGCUAGCAGCACCCUGGUCAAUAUGUCUGACGUUGACCAUGAAAAGAGGGAGUACGUGCCCGAGGACAAGACGGACAUCAGAAUUGUCUCCCAGCCGGUUGAGGCAUCAGCGUCAGAACCAGUCACCGACAGCGAUGUCAAAAUGACCGGAGUUGAGACCCCAUCGCUCAACGUCGAGCAACGGGUACUCAAGGCCUUGGAGACCCAGACCAGGACUUCAGGCACGGAACAACAGGACGUCGAGGAGGUGAUGGGCAGCAUCAUAAACCGUCUUCAGGCGGCAAUCAGACCCACAAGGACAGAUGCCGCGGACGGAAUCCAGUGGGAGCCGAUCAUGGAGACGUUCUACGUCGAGUUGACAAACCAUACAAAAUUUCCCAACCAGGACAAGUACAAAUUGGACUCGACGCUGGAGCGUGCAAUUACAGCAUACCCUGCCGAAGCUGGUCCGACUAACAUUCAUGACGGCUUGAGUCGCAACUUCGACCUACAGAGAGUCGUUGCCGGUAAGGAGGACAUCAUGCGCUUUACAUCGAUCAAGAGGCUUCCUCCUAUUCUUCAUGUUCUCAUUCAAAGGACCCAGAACAACGGCAAUAAGAACAUGAAUCCUGUUGAGGUCUUUGAGACAUUAUAUCUCGAUAGAUACAUGGAUACUCCAGAUGAUCCACAGUUCUUUAAGCUGAGGCAGAAAGGAUGGGCUCUCCAACAGCGCUUGGAACAGCUUAACAACAUACCCAAAACCGCAGCUGAUGAUGCAGAGAUUAUCGACAGUUUCGUCAACGACUUCGUCCAUGUCAAUAAGGCGGAGAUCCCGGAGCCCGACUCGCUACUUGGAGGCCUGCCAACUUCUUCUCUUGACUUUGCUGGGGAGGAUUCGUCAUUCCCAACUUACAACCCGUCUGAUAUGUCAUUCAACAAGAGUGAUCCGCCCGACACGGCGGGUUUUACUGCAGAGGGACGCCAGCAGAUCAACAACAUGCGCGUUGAAGAGGUAAAGACAUACAAAGCUGAGCUUGAUCAACUUUUCUCUCACCACAGGAAGCAUGCAUAUCGUCUGCAUGCAGUAAUUUGCCACAGCGGUCAGCUGAGGGCAGGUCACUAUUGGGUGUGGAUUCACGACUUCGAAGCCGGUGUAUGGCGCAAGUACAACGACAGGACCGUGACAGAAACUCCGGAUACCGACGAGGUGCUAAAGACACUCAAUAGCAACGGCGACCCAUACUACCUCUGCUACGUUAAGGAGGGAAGGGAACACGAGCUAGUCAAGGUGCCCAAGCGCAGCUUGCCGCACUCAUCGACCCCAGGUCAAGGGAAUUCAACUGGGGACGCUAUCAAAGGUGGAGCUGAGGAUGCAGACGGGGAUAUCGACCUGAUUGACAUGGGUGGCCCGACCGCGGAUACGCAAUCAGCCUCAAAAACCUCGCCGGCAACAGACGGGCCAUCGACUGACACCGUGGAGCGUAACCAGACAUAG